Messenger RNA from Mycena citricolor, 836 nucleotides. The record is from the annotation of a GenBank genome assembly. NCBI's taxonomy places the organism in Eukaryota, Fungi, Basidiomycota, Agaricomycetes, Agaricales, Mycenaceae.
GAAAGAGUCUCGUCCUAUCCUCUCAUCCUCCUCUUUGACGCCAAGCCCAUGAACGCCUUGCCCUGAUCAUGGCGCCGGGCCGAGCCGCAAGGUGGCCGGAGGACAAUCGACCCAAUCCGUCAACGUCAAGAAACAGGGGGCAGGCAGUUAUUAUGUGUCAAGUGUUUGUGUCGCCUGCACUUUGCCCGUUAUUCAUGACCCCCACUCCCACCGUUCUUUGAUUCUCUUACGGGGUAGUUCCACAUGCCCAGGGUGAUGGCACUUUUGGUCUGGGACCGAUUAUGACCGAAGAAAACCGAUGCGACCGAAUGCGAUCAAUUUCGACCAAAUGCGAUCAAUUUCGACCGCACAAGCACGUGAUCGCAUCCACUAACUACGAUACAACCCGAACAGACCCGAAACGCUCUCCUCAAAAUGGCCCGACAAUGCUCACAGAACUUGCCCGCCCAAUAAACUAUAGACAAGAAGAGGACCGAACCGAACCGAGAAUCGUUUGCAGGUGCCCGCACCGGGCACUCGACUCAAUUGGAUGCAGGAUGCGGGGAAGAAUCAGAUGCGAAUGCGGACUUACCCAGAGUAGGGAGCGCGGCAGCCAGCCAGAGAUCGAUCGAUCACAAAUAUCGAUGGGCCGGGAAGUUCUCAGAGGGAGCCAGGACGAGGUCUUUCUGUUUGCCGAACUCUGGAUCUACCGAUGCACUCGCUAAUCAUCGCGCUCCUCGCUAAUCAUCGCUGUCAGCUCGUGAAUCUUGCGAAUCUCGCCAAUCGAAGACUGGGUUAUGCACUAUGGGUCCAUCUGUGUAGCAUACUACCUCUCGAAUGAAUGUCUUGGCCAGUCA